UUGACCGAUUGAAGAACAAGCGCGUUGCUGCAAGCAAGUGCCUGCGAAGAUCGGGCCCAAACAAAUGCUUCUGCGUGUCUUCACACGCGUUAUGAGGCAGAUCAGAUGGUGAACAGACCGCCCUGGCGUGGGCCAGGAGCGCAUAUAAGUACACCUUGCCAGGGCCCAGGACAUCCCUGGCCGGGCACGGUGUUGUAUGGAGCGCUUUCUCCGCAGAGGAGUUCACCAACUAUUACCUUCUGCACAUGCCGGGCGCAGGCUCCCAGGACGGCGCCGGGGAACUCGCGCAGGGCCCCCAGAGCUCGGACAUGGUCACAGGCGCUCUCCUCCUGCUGCCUCUCUGUGACCUCAGACCUCCUGCGGCGCGGAGGGAAAAAUAGCGCUGCGUGCGCUUUUCGGCGGAGGCGCGGCGUCCGAUAGGGGUCUCUUCCGGGCCCCUGGGAGAUCAAAAAACUGCCCGCGGCGAGAGACAAAGUGUUUGGGAUGGAUGCCGAUCUCGCGAAAAAGUGUGCGUCGAAGGUUUGGGUAGAGAAGGUCUCUGCUCGCAGGUGCCUGGGGUUCUUGUCACAGCGACAUGAUCAGCCGCGUCAUCGUGGUGAAGGACAUAGGGGCUGGUGCCAACAACAGCCAGAGCGCCAGCGGCGGCGGAAGGAGAUACAUCACUGCGGGCCGCGACGGCAUGGUCAAGAUUUGGCAUCCGAACCUGACUGUCCACAAAGCCAUUGACGUUGAGCAGGGCAGAAGUUGGCUUGGGUCGUGCUGCUGGAUGACGAAGUCCAGGCGUCUGGCUGUGGCGUCCGCGAACUUCAAGAUAUUUUUCUAUGACAGCAGUUUCGGUGCAGCGCCCAUAGCGCACAUAGUGCACAAAGAGGGCACCCCUCUAUGCAUGGGCUACCUGGACCGCGGGUCCUACGAGAGCGACGGGCGCGACCGGGAGAUCCUCAUGGUGGGUGACAACAACGGCUGCGUGACCAUAUACCAGUUUGACGAUAAUUGGACGGAGCAGGCUAGCAACAACGAAGAGCUCUACUUCAAAGAGAAGCGGGAAAGGAGGCCAGACCAGGUGGCAACUUCCGCCGAUCGAGACAGGGAUAAAGCGAACUACCUCGGGAUAAAGUCACGCACGAAGUACCACACUGGGCGGGCGAAUUGGGUCACCAAGGUUGAAUACGUGCCCGAGCUGCAGGCCAUGGUCACCUGUGGCCUCGACGGCGAAAUCAACAUGUGCGACAUCAACAUCAACAACCGCAAGAGCGGCCGCGAAGGCGAUGACAAGCCUGGCCCCCCUGUCCGCCUGCACAAGAAGGGGCUCUACUGCUUCUGCUGGUGCAAGAAACACAAAUUCUUCGCCUCGGCCGGAUUGGACAGGCAGAUCGUCAUCUGGAAUGGGUUCACACAGAAGGCGAUGAAUCACCUUAUCGGGCAUAAUGCCCCUGUCAUAGAGAUUCUCUGCAACGAGGCACAGUCACAGCUGAUCUCCAUGUCCAUCGACAAGGUCGUCAAAGUGUGGGAUAUCAGGAAUUAUCGUUGCAUCCAGACCUUCACGGAUAAGACUGAAUACAGGCCAGAAGAUAGUCUUACUUGCAUGGCGUUUGACGAGGAGGCAUCAAAUCUUCUGAUGUGUUCCAGUGCCUUGAACGUGUUGCCUCUUCACAUGAAAGCAGAGGCCAGCCGGACACAUGUUGCUCCGAUCGUCGGGGUGCUAUACAACGACGUGUUUCAACAGAUCAUAUCUGGAGACAGUAUCGGAAGCAUCUGCGUUUGGGAUGCACGCACGGGUACGUUGCAGUUCGACUUCAAGCGUGCCCACCGGGACAGUAAGCUCACAUGCAUGACAUUCGACGAGUCAAAGCGGAGAUUAUACACUGGCGGCGAGGAUGGUAUCGUUAAGUUGUGGAAUUUCUCGUCUGGUCAGCUCUUGCAGUCGUAUACGAUGCCGCAGCCUUCAGAACUCACAGGUCUGCUGUGGGCUCGCGAGGGGCCGAAUACUUUUGUGGUGGGUCUCGCUUGGGACCGGCGCAUUUAUGUUUGGCCAGACAGCAGAAAGCAGACCGUGGAGGCGCAGUACAUUCUCGAAGACAGCAGCGGCCUUGGCCACACAGACGACAUCACCUGCAUCUCCCGCCUAUCCUCCAAUACAGGGCUGCUGGCUACAGGCGGCGACGAUGGAUACGUGGUGUAUUGGAAAAUCCAGGAGUCGUCAUCUGGCAUGAAGUACCGGCUGAGCGACAAGAUCACGCCCUCGUCUCAGCAGGUCAGCGGCACCCCAGAAGGGGUGGCGCGAGGCAGCCUUCUGAGAAGGCAAGCCGGCGACAAGGACGCCGGCAUGUCGGAAUCCGCCACGGCGGGCGCGUGGGCACACCCCGCGUCGGCCAACGCGUCGGCAUCCGCCACCGCCAGGAGCCGCGCCUCUCACGCCUUCGGCGUCACGGGCGAUGCCGCCCUCCCCGGCGCCGCGUGGUUCCCGGGGUUGGACCCGCUCGUCGGCGAGGACGAGGUCGCGGACGAGCAGUUCCCCGGAGUCGAGAAGAUGAUCGUCCUCGAGCACAAGGGGUGCCUCCUGUCAUGCCACACGGACCGCGUCGUGCGCCUCUGGUCCAUCAAGCUGUCCAGCUUCCUUGCGCGGCUGGAGCUGCUCGGGCCCGCGCCGCAGGCGGCCCCUGGGCGGGCGGCGCAGCCCCCCGCCUCCGCGCGGGAGCCCGCGUCGCAGGCUGGGCGGGCCGAGGGCGUGCUAGAGGGCAUCGCCACGGCCCCCGCCACGGCUAGGGUGCGCCGCCGGGACCCCGACGUCGCCGCCCUUCCAGCCGGGCUGGCCAGGU
Messenger RNA from Prorocentrum cordatum, 2819 nucleotides. NCBI's taxonomy places the organism in Eukaryota, Dinophyceae, Prorocentrales, Prorocentraceae. The record is from the annotation of a GenBank genome assembly.